AUGGCUUACGGCCUGCCGAGGAAGAACACGGUGAAAAACAUUCUGCGGGGCAGCUUUACAGUACAGCAACCUUGGGAUCUUGCACUGCUGACAGAGAUCUGGUACAAAAAACUAAGCGAAAUCAAAUUUCCUUUCUUGGAAGAAAUUACAUAUGGUGGCCCUAUAUACCUCAGAAAGUCUAAAAUCAGGAGGGACCUUCUGCUUCCUUCUGCAGAAGAUGUCAAAAUGGAAAGGGAUAUUGAAAUGAAGCGCUUAAAUAACCUGAAAUGUCAGGAAAAUGCAGAAAAGGAAAUUCAGCUUGCCCUCAGGGAAAAGCAAGUUGGUUUGAGAAGACCUCUUCCGCCUAAGUGA
Messenger RNA from Myotis daubentonii (Daubenton's bat), 351 nucleotides. RefSeq names its product chromosome 1 C4orf36 homolog (gene C1H4orf36). The record is from RefSeq and is a predicted model, not a curated record. NCBI's taxonomy places the organism in Eukaryota, Metazoa, Chordata, Mammalia, Chiroptera, Vespertilionidae.